UGGACUACGAAUUUAAAACGUCAAAACUUUGUUUACAUAUUCACUAUCGCAAAGCGUUGUUGUUUAUUUUGUGAAAAUAUUAUCUUAUCUUUGGAUCCAUUGAGUUAAAAGCCAACGUGUGUACUUGUCUAGCUAAAUAUCAAGAAACAAAUAAUUGAAAAAUCAUGGCGGAAGCGAAUCAAACAAAUCCAGUGUUUAUAGACGUAGCGUCAGGAUCCAACCAGUACCCAAUCAAUGUAGUGUCUGAAGCUAAUAAUGAAGUACAAGAAAUUAAAGUUGAUAAGGAUGUCGACUCGACAUCUGACCCAUAUUUAAACAUCCAAUCUCGACGUAUUCGAUGUCCGGAAUGCUCUCGCUUCUCAGCCGAGACGGAAGAGAAGAUGUUACGUCACAUCCGCAAGAUACAUAGAGGGGAGAACCCGUUUCAGUGUUGCAUGUGCGAAUAUUCGACUUAUAACAAGAUAUUGUUUGAAGAACACGUUAGGAUUCAUCAAGGUAUAAAACCCUACAAAUGUUCACACUGCCCCUACAGGAGUGUGUCCAAGAAGAAUACUAAAAAACAUGAACAAAUACACCGAUCUGACAACCCUCACAAGUGUGAACACUGCGGGUUCAUAGCACGCCAUCUGAGGGCCUUGAAUCAUCACCUACUCACGCACGGACAGAAGAAUGCCUAUAAAUGUCUGAAAUGUAAGGAGUCAUUUGCUUCACAAAGUCUGUUGGAGACGCAUAGGAAUAUUAAAAAAAGAUGUCCAGAAUGCUCAGAACUGUUAUGCUACAAACUGUACAAAUCCCAUAGACAAGAAGUACACGGUGUUGCCAUAAAGAAAAAGAAGACUGCCCCAAAAGAAACGAAGUUUGUCUGUGCUAUAUGCAAAUGGGAGGGUAUACACAAACCGAGGAUAUUGUUGCAUCUUAUACAUCAUCCCAAUCAAGAAGUCGACGAGACCGUUGUAGACACACAAAUAUUGAGAAAACUAGGUAUUAUGGGCCAAACUGAAGCUGAAACUUAAAAUAAACAUAUUUUUCUAGUA
Messenger RNA from Trichoplusia ni (cabbage looper), 1034 nucleotides. RefSeq names its product zinc finger protein 525-like. The transcript has 5 exons. Gene Ontology annotation, cellular component: nucleus. Gene Ontology annotation, biological process: regulation of transcription by RNA polymerase II. Bases 165 to 1013 code for a protein of 282 amino acids. NCBI's taxonomy places the organism in Eukaryota, Metazoa, Arthropoda, Insecta, Lepidoptera, Noctuidae. The record is from RefSeq and is a predicted model, not a curated record. Gene Ontology annotation, molecular function: DNA-binding transcription factor activity, RNA polymerase II-specific; RNA polymerase II transcription regulatory region sequence-specific DNA binding.